Molecule: messenger RNA, 1207 nt
Organism: Brachypodium distachyon (stiff brome)
Lineage: Eukaryota; Viridiplantae; Streptophyta; Magnoliopsida; Poales; Poaceae
Product: cytokinin riboside 5'-monophosphate phosphoribohydrolase LOG7
Exons: 4
Coding region: 263-1027 (254 amino acids)
Biological process (GO): cytokinin biosynthetic process
Cellular component (GO): nucleus; cytosol
Molecular function (GO): hydrolase activity, hydrolyzing N-glycosyl compounds
Source: RefSeq, a predicted model, not a curated record
GAUCCACAGCUGCAGCUCCUCCUUCUCCGUGUGGCAGCAACCACUGGUAGCUACUCUCAAGUCAGAAGACAAAUUAAUGGAGAGGCGAGAUCGUGAAGGAUCCUUUCCGGCCAUUAACAAGCUAAUUGACCAAAGCUAGCUAAGAAGAAGAUGCAGGCAGCAGCCUGCAAGCUGGUUCCGUCGAUCAUAUUAGAUGGAUAAGCUAGCUAGAUAGGUUCUGCUACUACCAGCUAACCAGCAUCGAAUCGAAUCGAACUGAGACAUGGAGGAGGAUCAGGCCGUGCCGUCGACGACGGCGGCGGCGGCGUUGCUGAUGUCGAAGCCCGCGCCGGUGCCGGUGCCGGUGGCGGCGAGCAACAAGAAGGCGAAGACGGCUCCUUUGUCGUCGUCAUCGCGGUUCAGGCGCGUGUGCGUGUUCUGCGGGAGCAGCCCUGGGAAGAAGGCGGCUUACCAGGCCGCCGCCGUGCAGCUGGGCCAGCAGCUCGUGGACCGCGGCAUCGGCCUCGUCUACGGCGGCGGCAGCGUGGGCCUCAUGGGCCUCGUCUCCCGCGCCGUCCACAAUGCCGGCGGCCACGUCACAGGGGUGGUGCCGAAGGCGGUGCUACCGCGGGAGCUGAUCGGCGACACACCAGGAGAGCUCAAGUCGGUGCCGGGGAUGCACGCUCGGAAGGCGGAGAUGGCGCGGCGGUCGGACGCCUUCAUCGCGCUCCCCGGCGGGUACGGGACGCUGGAGGAGCUCCUGGAGGCCAUCACCUGGGCGCAGCUGGGGAUCCACCGGAAGCCCGUGGGCCUCCUCAACGUCGAGGGCUACUACGACUCGCUGCUGGCCUUCGUCGACGGCGCCGUCGCAGAAGGGUUCAUCGCGCCCGCCGCCCGCCGCAUCAUCGUCUCCGCCGCCACCCCCGCCGAGCUGCUGGCCGAGCUCGAGGCCUACGCGCCCGUCGACGAUGGAGACGGAGCGGUUAAGCUGACGUGGGAGGAGCACUACUCGCCGUCAGCGUCGCCCAAUUCGGACAUCUCACGCUAGCUAGACACCCAAGAAAUUCAGAUUAAUUUGACAUACAGAUCGACAGAACCAGAUAUUCAUAUUGUUAGUUAUAUGUUUCAUUUCAUCCAGCAGACAAGCAGAUGCAACAUAUAUACACACAUGUACAUGUAUAUUGCUAAUAUAUUUUUUUGUAAAUCAAUAUAUACUUUAGCUACAGUA